Messenger RNA from Bursaphelenchus xylophilus (pine wood nematode), 2269 nucleotides. The record is from the annotation of a GenBank genome assembly. NCBI's taxonomy places the organism in Eukaryota, Metazoa, Nematoda, Chromadorea, Rhabditida, Aphelenchoididae.
AUGGACUUGUUCUCAAGGCCCAGUCAUCAAAUGACCGGAGUCAAAGUCCCCGCAAAUCAACGGGAAAACCGAGAGCUGAAAGCGGGAUUUGAUGAGGAUGACAACGAAGACAUCGCUUAUCUCAAUUUUAGGUUAUUAUGGUAAGUUGUUUUCACUUAUAUUUACAUGUAUCGCAAGUCAACGAGUUAAAUUUUCGAUCAAGAAGGGUCUUUCCGGCGGGGAAUUAAGAUUUGCGGUGAACUUUCUGUUUUAGUUCUGAGCUAGCGGCAAAUCAUUCCAUAAAAGCUUUAUAAAAUAAAUCAUUUUUCUGCGGCGGAGAUAUUCAACGGUAUUUUUUGCGAGAGAGGAUAAAAAAUUAGGAGAAUCGGCAAGACAAAAAAAAAAUUUUUAGGCUGUAAUCUGUUCGCUAUUGCAUGAAAACUAGGGUUCCCUACUUGAGCCUUUAUUUUCAAUAAUUUUUUGGGGUUAAAGGAUUGAUAAAUAUCUCCACUGCCUCAGUAAAACGCGCUCUUAAACUUUAAUUAACUUAUCGAUCACCUGCAUUUAUCGGAUGUACAAAUUUUAAAAAAAAUCUGAGCCUAUCUGAAAAAAAUUAUAUCCUAAUUUGUCAUCAUUGCUCAAGCUUGCUCUGCUUUCUUCACAGCCCAUCAUAUGUCUCAAAAAUUCCCUUUUUAGGCCUCUAGCCGCUACCACAGUAAUGUCGAUAUUCUUCUUGAUACUCACAGUGCUCACCAUGAAUGUAUCUCCACAUACAAGUUUUGAGAAUUUCGCGUUAAAUCAACUGUUCUACACGUACGGAAAGAACUAUGGGUUUUGUAAUGUAAGCCAAUUUCUUGAUGACUAUUAUGAGUUUAGAACACCAAUCCCUACGAGGAAGGAAUGUAUCCGUCGAUAUUACGUCACGUUGAGAUGAAGGUUAUAUGCAACGUCUUCUUCCGCGUGGCUGUUUGUGUCCCGCUGGCGUUCCGAUUAUUCAUUGUGAUGUUGAUGAGGUAACGUUGGGUUUCGCGGGCAAAAUAUACGAGUUUGAUUUAUAGGAAUGAUGGAAAUACAGAUCCAGAAAUAACUGGAAAUAUCUUCAAGAAAACUGUAAAUGAAGUUGCUCAAAUUCUCGGGCUUAUUGGGCCAACUGCAUUGUCGCUUUUUUCAAUCAUUACGAUUCGAUUUGAUUUUCCAGGUAAGAUAAUGGCUUCAAAAAAGAGAUCAAAAAACUGUUUUUUUGUUUAUAAGACUGUUGCUGGGGAUGAAGCUUUCUUUAUUAGGGACUGUAGCUAAAAUUUGACCGAUCUUCAAGAUCCUUAAAGUGAGCGUUUUGACAAACAUUUUUUUGAGGAAAAAAACUUUGUAGAAAAAAAUAUAUUCAGUGAAAAUAGAACUGUAAUAUGCUUAACUUUACAUUGAAAUUGUUUUUCUAAUGCUUCACGCUUCCCGAUCCCCAGCUGGGCCCCAGUAGAAAACUUGGCCAAGAAGGUCUUGACUGGUAAAAUUUUCAAUCCCAUUAAAAAACGUCCUCAUAGGGAAGUCUUUCACGCGGGAUUGAGCAUUCGAUGAAGCCUACAGUGGGGGACCUGAUCCAGUGGCAAAAACGUACCAUCUUGCACCCGGGAAGUAUCAAAAAUGUGGCAAAAUGCUUCCCUCUCCAAGUGAAAAACCUCCGAUUUCAAAAACGCACCCGCUCUUUUUGCGUGGCCCUUCAAAAAGAAGUUUUUUCACUUGGAGAGGGAAGCAUUUUGCCACAUUUUUGAUGCUUCCCGGUUGCAAAAUGGUUCGUUUCUUGCCACUAGAUCAGGACGUGGCAAAAUUUUGAGAAAAUCUAAACCCCCUCGUUUCAGAGAUCUACAGGAUAUCCUUCUCCACCUUCAUCGUAACAACCACCGUCUACAUGGUGCUGCGAUUCGCUUUAGCCUUCGGAAAACAGAAUCAGCAAUGUCUGGACAGCAUUUCCUUCUACCUGAAAGGAAUUUGCAUGCUGAUCUUCAUCUGGACCGGCAGCAAAUUCCUCGAUCUUCACAUGAAAUUCAUCUCGGACACGGGAUGUCAUGCCUACGUCAGUCCGCGGGACGCGUUGAACGAGUACUUUUGUUGGGGCGCCUACUUCAUCUUCCACAUGACCAACCUGAUCGAUGUGAGAGAUUUGAGGUUUAUUUGUUAUCCCCGAACUUGUGCCGGAGAAUGCGAGCCCUUGAGGCCGGAGAACUUCCGCAAAGGCGCCAAGUAUGAGCAUUGUCGGGCCUAUGAGCUGAGGCAAAGGCAGUUGUUGGGACGAUAG